UUCUUGCUAUGACGAGCGAGCUUGGCCUGCCAAUUACUACCCUCACUUCUGGCGCACUUACUGAAGACAUUUACUACAAGGUUGUGAAGGAACUUGCUAUCUUAUCCCCCAGAUCUCUCCGAUCCGCCACCCUCGUCAGCCGCGAUUUUUAUGCCUUUACGACUACCUUGCUCUUUCGCACAAUUGAAGUAGGCCAUUUAGCCGUGCCGAAACGAGAUGAGGCUAUUCUUCAACGAUUAGAAGAUAAUCGAUCUCUUUGUUUGUGUGUUCGCGAACUUGUGCUUGGCGAGCGGGUAGGAAUAACAAUCGGAGGGCUAUCAGAACCGUUAGGGGAAAGAUUGUUACCUUUACUUUCCCAUAUGACUCAUCUCACAGACUUUUGGUUUUCGUUAAGUGCUACCUCCUCCUUUGUAUCGCCGCUCGUACAAUUCAUCACUCGCAAACGUCCGGAUGUGCGGCUCCACGCAAAUCUGUGUGAAUACGAGGACAGUGAUGGGGGAUCACUGUCAUGGACCAUUAGCAGAGCAUCCUUCGGCCCCUCUCCCAACCUUGUUUCCAUGAAUGUUAGGACACAUUACCACCGGGGCCAAACGGAUCUUCUUGUCCACAUAAAAAAGUUAGCUUUAUCCAGUGCGAGCUUGCGCUCGCUUACUAUAGGAGUUGAUUUUGGCGGUUGCUUUUUGGGUGAUUUCUCAACUGGCGACAUUGCGUUUGAACAAGGGGAACGGGUUUCUUCCCUUCGUAAGCUCUCGAUCGACGGCUGCCCCAUGGAUGAAUCUUGGCACAGUGGCAUCCCAUGGGAUGCGCUCGAAGAAAUAUAUUUUUCGCGCUUUCCCGCCAUCCUCCACACUCAAGUCGACCAGAUGCACAAUCUUCGCUCCGCCAAGCUGAUUGGUAAAGUCUACUGGAAUACUGAGGAAGAGCGUUUGCAGAUCGCACGACCAAUCAGCGAUUUCCUUCUUCGUCUCCCUUCUGUUCUAGAGGAGCUUGACCUGGAGGAGCUCACAGGAGACGUCCCAAUCUCCACCAUUGCCAGGUUUGGAGAUUCACUCAAGAGACUCAGGCUUCAUGUCCUUGAAAAGUAUGACAGGGUUGGGGCGCGACAUGUGUUGUCAGCUCAACAGCUGGAUAAGAUCCGUGUUGCCUGUCCUAGCCUGGAAGAGCUUCAGAUUGACAUCAAUCGUAACAGUGAAUGGCCUUACGAUGUCCUGGACGCUGUAGCAGAAUUUUCGCAAUUGAGAAGGCUCACACUGUCCCUCGAGCUUGGGCUUGAAACGGAGACGUUUGUCAAACCGUACGCCACCCACUACAGCAGCGUCCAGCUUUACAAGUACAUAGCAUCACAUCGACGGAACAGUCAUCCACUGGACGAGCUCACUAUCGAGUUAGGUGGACACCGUAAAUUGGGGACGGGCUACCCAUGUUCCUGGGUGUUGUGGGAAAUGGACGAGCAAGCGACAUACACGGUCAAGCCUUCUGAGCGACUUGAGGAUGCCCAAGCAGGUUUGCUUGAUGUCUGGAGGAAGAGGGGAAUGCUACGUGGAGGCGUUAAACUUUUUUAUGGUCCGGUAGGAGGAAAUACCGAGGAUGACAAGGAGAUUGUUGCGCUUCAUGAACGACAUGGCGAAAAGAACUCAAGAUUUGAGCUUUAUGGUCUUGACCUCAGUGCAUUAUAGCAUUUGCAACAAAGCAACCACUUACAUAACCUAUAUUUGUCAUGAAUAGACAACAGACAUAGUGAUACAUCUUCGUCACUGUGAUGAUAAAUUUAUGACUGGUGGACGCCGCCUGAUGCGGCAGAACCCGCUACUCUUAACCCUGCAUGUUCGCUCACUUUCAUUUGGCAUUGACACUCUC
This is a messenger RNA of Cantharellus anzutake, 1857 nucleotides long. RefSeq lists its product as uncharacterized. NCBI's taxonomy places the organism in Eukaryota, Fungi, Basidiomycota, Agaricomycetes, Cantharellales, Hydnaceae. The coding region runs from base 9 to 1676 and encodes 555 amino acids. The record is from RefSeq and is a predicted model, not a curated record. The transcript has 3 exons.